AUGCAAAAUCCAAAGAAGCCUCAUCUGGAAGCAGUUCGACGAAUACUGAGAUAUGUGAAGAGUACAAUUGACUAUGGUCUUUUGUACAAGAAAGGUGAAGACUGCAAGUUAGUUGGUUACUGCGAUGCUGACUAUGCAGGAGAUCAUGACACUAGGAGAUCAACAACUGGGUAUGUGGUAAGCUUGGUUUGGAACAAUUCUUGGUGCAGCAAGAGACAGCCGAUGAUAUCAUUAUCAACUACUGAAGCUGAGUUCGAGCAGCGACAUGGCAGCUCAAGAGAGUACAUGGUUGAUAUAGUAAUGAAUAAUCUACAUCAACAAGUAGAUUAUGUAGUUCCGUAUACUGGACAAUCAGUCAAUUUUUGGCAGAGAAUCCAGUCUUUCAUGCAGAACUAA
Pistacia vera is the source of this 396-nucleotide messenger RNA. Its product is annotated as secreted RxLR effector protein 161-like. The transcript has a single exon. Bases 1 to 396 code for a protein of 131 amino acids. Lineage: Eukaryota; Viridiplantae; Streptophyta; Magnoliopsida; Sapindales; Anacardiaceae. The record is from RefSeq and is a predicted model, not a curated record.